Molecule: messenger RNA, 2499 nt
Organism: Carlito syrichta (Philippine tarsier)
Lineage: Eukaryota; Metazoa; Chordata; Mammalia; Primates; Tarsiidae
Gene: NPTX2
Product: neuronal pentraxin 2
Exons: 5
Coding region: 90-1250 (386 amino acids)
Source: RefSeq, a predicted model, not a curated record
GGGCCCAGGACAGCCCGGCGCCCGGCAGCCGCUUCGUGUGCACGGCGCUGCCCCCGGAGGCGGUGCGUGCCGGUUGCCCGCUGCCCGCGAUGCCCAUGCAGGGCGGCGCGCUGAGCCCCGAGGAGGAGCUGCGGGCCGCGGUGCUGCAGCUGCGCGAGACCGUCGUGCAGCAGAAGGAGACGCUGGGCGCCCAGCGCGAGGCCAUCCUUGAGCUCACCGGCAAGCUGGCGCGCUGCGAGGGGCUGGCGGGCGGCAAGGCACGAGGCGCGACGGCCACGGGCAAGGACACUAUGGGCGACUUGCCGCGGGACCCCGGCCACGUCGUGGAGCAGCUCAGCCGCUCGCUGCAGGCCCUCAAGGACCGCCUGGAGAGCCUCGAGCACCAGCUCCGAGGGAACGUGUCGAACGCAGGGCUGCCCGGUGACUUCCGCGAGGUGCUCCAACGGCGGCUCGGGGAGCUGGAAAGGCAGCUGCUACGCAAGGUGGCAGAGCUGGAGGACGAGAAGUCCCUGCUCCACAACGAGACCUCCGCUCACCGGCAGAAGACGGAGAGUACCCUGAACGCCCUGCUGCAGAGGGUCACUGAGCUGGAGCGAGGCAACAGCGCCUUUAAGUCGCCAGAUGCCUUCAAAGUGUCUCUUCCCCUCCGCACAAACUACCUGUAUGGCAAGAUCAAGAAGACGCUGCCUGAGCUGUACGCCUUCACCAUCUGUCUGUGGCUGCGGUCCAGCGCCUCACCAGGCAUCGGUACCCCAUUCUCCUACGCAGUGCCUGGGCAGGCCAAUGAGAUUGUGCUGAUAGAGUGGGGCAACAACCCCAUCGAGCUGCUCAUCAAUGACAAGGUUGCGCAGCUGCCCCUGUUUGUCAGUGACGGCAAGUGGCACCACAUCUGUAUCACCUGGACGACGCGGGAUGGCAUGUGGGAAGCUUUCCAGGAUGGGGAGAAACUCGGCACUGGGGAGAACCUGGCCCCCUGGCACCCUAUCAAGCCAGGGGGCGUGCUGAUCCUUGGCCAGGAGCAGGACACUGUGGGGGGCAGGUUCGAUGCCACUCAGGCAUUUGUCGGGGAGCUCAGCCAGUUCAACAUAUGGGACCGCGUCCUUCGCGCACAAGAAAUCGUCAACAUUGCCAACUGCUCCACAAACAUGCCAGGCAACAUCAUCCCGUGGGUAGACAACAACGUCGACGUGUUUGGAGGGGCUUCCAAGUGGCCGGUGGAGACGUGUGAGGAGCGCCUCCUUGACUUGUAGCUACCCUCUCCCCUGUCCGGGAGGCCGGGAUUGGCUGUUCCUGUGGAAGUCCAGGGCCACUGACUCCCCCAGUUAAACUGUAAAACCUCUUGCCAGCACGGGCCGGGGCCCCCACAGCCCAUCCCCAGGGACUCUCCGAGACUGAGGCUGAGGCAGCGUUCGUCCCCAGCUUAUUUGUUCCUUACCAAGAUUUGCUGCCGUUUGGGGUAGUGCCAGGAUCCCCAGGUGACAACCCCCCAGCCACAAGGCGGGAGGAUCUUACUUCCUUCUGCAGGUGGGAUGGAAGUCCACCAGCCCUCUUCAGAGCUCCUGUAAAUGCUAGCGCAGCCCCAGCCCUGGCGCCCGCUCCGAUCCUUGGUGUCCUGUGUGGCUCUUCUGUCUGUCCCCUCUAAUGGCUGUGUGGCCAUCCCACUGGAAUGGCCAUGUCCCUUGUGCGUAGAGUGCAUCCCUGCUGGUGACUGAGCACGCAGCAAAGCAGCCUCCCCCCUCUCCCCCCGACCCCGCUCUGCAAAAGGGCCUUUCCCUUUGUGUCCCAUGCAUUGUGAAUAGUUCCUCUGAGGAUCCCCUGAGCUGGUGGAGGAGCGCCGGCUUCCCAGACAAAGCCCUACCUUCCCCAGAACAGAGGGGUGUCUGCGGCCCCAGAGAGGGGCGUGGAGGGAGCGCAGAAUGGAGCAGGGCCGAGACCACUGCUCGCCUCCUAUCAUCUCUUCCUCAGACCGACGCUCGACUGAAUCAUCACUAGGCAUGGCUUUAAAAAGCCUCUUUUCUCAUCUGGUGCCAAGGUUCAGUUGCAGCUUUUACAACCCUCCGGUGUGGUUGGGAGGAUUUAUUUUUUCCCAACAGAAAAGAGCAGCCAUUAGAAGAAAGCGCCCAUCUUUUGAUGUUUCACCCCACUGUGAGGAGUGUGCUCGUUUUUAAUUCAUGUUGGUUCCUGUAAGCAUCGGACUAUCUUCAUCAAGUAUUUCCCCCAAGAACUUUUUCAGAAAAUGGAGGUCAUUUGGCUGACACGUGCUUAGUGACUCCAGGCUGCUCAAUCUAUUGGACAGAGGUAGUGAUUUAUUUUAAAGACAGUGAUGAAGUGGGGAAAUUUAUAAAGCUAAAUAUUAUAUAUUUUAUUUUUCAUACAUGUUUGAAGUGCAAAUCUGUGGAAAUUCCAUUUGUAGGACCAAGUUAACAUGCCCAUCCUGACAUUGUAUGCUACGAGAACUCUUCUGAUGAUGGAAUUUUGAUUAAAGUGCACUGGAAGAUG